AUGGAUAAAGAAGUAGAUCACGUUAAAUUGGGGGAAAAUGUAACAAAAGGCCAACAAAUUAUGAAUAACUUAACAGUUGAUAAACACGUAACUGAUGAAGAAUUUCAGAACUUCAUGAUCCGCGUUACUGAAGUCGAAAAAAUUGUGAAAAAAUUGGCAUCCUCGGAUCCUGAGGAACAAAAACAUGGACAAAUAUUGGCCGAUGAAAUUUUAGAAAAACGACCAGGAAGAAAUGUUUGCGAAAAUACUGGGUUGAAAGUAAAAACUAAUCGUACAGUGAUUAACAAAUGUUCGAUUAAUGAAAAUUCUACCGACGAACAAAUGUCCAAAGAAGCGUUUAUGAAAAGUGUGGAGAAAGAUGCGAAAGAAAGGGCGGAGAACCGAAAGAUUAGGAAUGAACGAGCAGAAACAUUGAAAAUGAUUGGUAAUGGGGCAUUUAGGGAGAAAAAUUACGAAAAAGCGGUAACAUAUUAUAGUAAAGCACUUGAACAACGAAAAGAUUCGACUGUGUUAUGGAAUAACAGGGCUUUAUCAUAUAUUCAACUUGGAUUAUUUGAGAAAGCCUUAGCCGAUUGCGAAUGGGCACUAAAAGUUAGCAACACGAAUUUGAAAGCCCUUUUAAAUAGCGCUAAGUGUUACAAACAACUUGGAAACGAAAUAAAAUACAAAGAACAUAUUCAAUUAGCAAAAGAAAGAAAUCCACACUUUGAUAAGUUUAUUAAUGGUAUACUUAAUGUAUUUUUACAUUGGAAACAUUUCUAUCAUAACUAA
This is a messenger RNA of Eufriesea mexicana, 771 nucleotides long. Its product is annotated as tetratricopeptide repeat protein 12. The record is from RefSeq and is a predicted model, not a curated record. Gene Ontology annotation, cellular component: cytoplasm; centrosome. The coding region runs from base 1 to 771 and encodes 256 amino acids. Gene Ontology annotation, biological process: axonemal dynein complex assembly; sperm axoneme assembly. The transcript is spliced from 3 exons. Gene Ontology annotation, molecular function: protein binding. Lineage: Eukaryota; Metazoa; Arthropoda; Insecta; Hymenoptera; Apidae.